UUUCUGAGGACGAAAAUGUUGAGACAGAUAGAAGAGAGUGAUCGUGGUAGAAGAGCUCAAUGGAGUUUGUUUGCUCGUAAGGGAAGAUGAACGAAACCUUGACAGUGACAGGAGUUUUAUGAGGAGUACGUUAACGUUAAAAUUUAUCUUGCUCUUUUGCAAACUGCGAAUUAUAGGACGUUAUUUUGCCAUACUGUUAACGUCCCUUUAUGUAUCUUCUAAUGUGACGCAACAGCAUCAGUGGAUCCACAACCAGGAUCUUUUGAACAAUAGGACAGCUUUACUGAUGUACUGGACGUUAGAUAUUAAACGCAGGAAAGCUCUGUUAAGUAUAAACAGAUUUGUUUUUGAAUAAGGUGUAGUGUUUGGUAGCACUGGUGGGCUGAGAUUUCUAACACAAGUCCAUCGAUAAACAUUUGCAUGAUGUACCAGAAUGGGUCAUCGGGCUGAUAUGAAAAUGAACCACAGGAGCAGUCCAGCAAAAGCUUAUGAUUUCCUUCUGAAAUUCCUGCUGGUUGGAGACAGUGAUGUGGGGAAAGGAGAAAUACUGGCCAGUUUACAGGAUGGGUCCAGUGAAUCACCUUAUGGAUAUAAUAUGGGAAUCGACUACAAGACAACUACAAUAUUGCUUGAUGGACGCAGAGUCAAGCUCCAGCUUUGGGACACCUCAGGACAAGGCAGAUUCUGCACUAUUUUCCGAUCUUAUUCCAGAGGGGCACAGGGUGUUAUCCUUGUAUAUGACAUCACAAACCGGUGGUCCUUUGAUGGCAUUGACAGAUGGAUUAAAGAGAUUGAUGAGCAUGCACCAGGUGUUCCCAAGAUCUUGGUGGGGAACAGGCUUCACCUGGCCUAUAAGCGGCAGGUGACCACAGAGCACGCCCAAGCUUUUGCAGAGCGACUGGGGGUCACGUUCUUUGAAGUCAGCCCUCUUUGUAACUUCAACAUCACGGAGUCCUUCACUGAAUUGGCUCGGAUUGUACUCAUGAGGCAUGGUAUGGAACGACUUUGGAGACCCAAUAAAGUGUUGAGUCUGCAGGACCUGUGCUGUCGUUCUAUCGUGUCCUGCACUCCAGUGCACCUCGUGGACAAGCUUCCCCUUCCUGUUGCCUUAAAAAGCCACCUAAAGUCCUUCUCCAUGGCCAACGGUCUCAAUGCCAGGAUGAUGCACGGUCGUUCCUACUCCGUCAUAGCCAGCAGUGCUAAAAAGAGGAACGGAACGAAAAAAUCCAAAGUCAUCUAUCCACCGCUGAGCCCAUCCCAGAACUGUACACAGACAAGCUGCAAGAUUUCAUAGUUUAGUGCAGUUACAAUACACACUUAAAAUGCAAUGUAUACAAGGAGUUCAAACCCACCACCACAGUCUUAUAAUAAAUAAGAAGGUCUAUCUACUGAUCUAUUAAGUGAUUGACCAAACUUCACUAUGUCAGUACAUAAAAGUGAAGUUGUAAAAGUGAAGAUCUGUUUAUAAGUGUUGCCAAGACUUUGUAAUGCUCUACAUUGUUUAAAUAUAUGUACAAGUUCUUUUGUCUUGUAAAUGUAUUGAAACUUGAUGGUACUGGAUUUUUUUGUGGAGAACUCUUUUGCUACUGAACCUGGACCAAGCCAACUGCAGAAACAGAAAGUGACAGUACACUUUCAAAAUGGACCUUACUGAUAAUAAUACCAGCUUAAUUUGCCUACACUUUUCAGGGGCUAUGAGGAAAAAGUCAUGGUUGACACACACAGCUCUUUGUAUUGUGUAUAUAAUCUGUUUCGUUUGAUACUACAUUGUUACAAUUACUAAUUAUUGUGAUACACUUGAUUAGUGGCCAAUAUUGUACGUUUAUGGGAAACACACCAAAGACAUGGGAGAUUAAUGCAUUGAACACAACACUAAUGUAUCAGAUUUAAAGUGCAAGCAAACACAACUUUCUAUUCUAACAUGCUAUCAUAUCAGGUUUAAAAAAUAAACGAAUGAUUAAACCA
Messenger RNA from Paramisgurnus dabryanus, 1965 nucleotides. RefSeq names its product RAB40B, member RAS oncogene family (gene rab40b). The record is from RefSeq and is a predicted model, not a curated record. NCBI's taxonomy places the organism in Eukaryota, Metazoa, Chordata, Actinopteri, Cypriniformes, Cobitidae. Gene Ontology annotation, biological process: intracellular signal transduction. Gene Ontology annotation, molecular function: GTP binding; GTPase activity.